AUAAUGUUCGCGCAUGCGUAGCACAAUUUACGUUCGGGUGGCGGGGACGGUCUUGGACAAUAAUUCAGCUUGAAAGGGUUCACAGCAUAAAACGUCACGAUUUAUUUUUAUUUAUUUUAUGCGUUUGUUCGCGCUUCCCUUUGGGACGAAUGAACGCAAUUUUAAAGAGCCGUUGGUUCGCGAUAAAGUGGACAUGUCAUUAGAUGACAUAAUUCGGUUGAAUAAAAAAGAGCAACACACAAAAAGGAAACAACCCUACAAAAGUCAACGAACAUGUCGUCGGCAAAGGACUCCUGUAACACAAGGAAACAUGAAAACUUGGUCCAUAAACAGCAAUGGCGGCGUGUUCCGAGGUGGAGGAGGAGCAGCAACUAAAUGAAGAACUCGGGUCAUGCCAGGUGUGCAGAGAGGUCAGGGGGUCGUUAUCCGUCCGGCAGCUCAAAAGAAUACGACCCUCCUCAGGCGACCCAGUCAGGAAAUGUUGGGACUUCUGCUUUGUACACAAAUGUCACCAACAAGGACUCCAGUGGAACGCCAGUCAACAGAUCAUUUCAACUGCGGCAAAGACAUCUUCCUUCUGUGCAUCAGACAGAUGCAUGCCAGGCAACAUUUCUUCAUCACAGGUGCAAACUUUGGCGCAGGAGCUAAAUUCUCACACCCUUAACAUCAGAACUCGACCGUGGCGGGCAUCAACAAGUAGCACUGGAUUCUUGACUGUUUCCAUAGACAAUCCCACGGCCAUUACUCAGCCUGAGCCUCCUUCUGCUUGGACUCUGCACGCCAUGACGGCUCGCUUGGCCAUAAGUAACGUGGAAACUUCAGAGACGAAAAUUCCAAAGGGAGUUCCUCUCAAAUUUGACAUCAACAGUGUUGGGAAACCACAAACGUCAAUGGCUUUGAAUGAAAGAUUCCGCAUCUUCAAAGAACGACGUUCACAAAUAAGUAAAGGCAAAAGAUUUGUUAUAGUGGACUAGGCUUCAGGAAGAACGAAAGCCCACAGAAGCCCAAUACUUCUACAUGUGCGGACUCAUUUACUCACCAACCCCCCCCCCCCAAGUGUCAACUGAGAACAAAACACAACGAUGUGGAUUCCUGUAGACAUUUUAUACAGUUUGUACCUUCAACCAUUGAUGUUUCUGUUGCUGAUGUACUAAGAACUGCAAUGUCCAUCUAUCCAUUUUCUGUGCCGCUUGUCCCCACGGGGGUCGCAGGCGUGCUGGAGCCUAUCCCAGCAGUCAUCGAGCAGCCAAUCGCAGGGCACACAGAGACGGACAACCAUCCGCACUCACACGUACGGGCAAUUCAGAGUGCUCAAUCGGCCUACCAAGCAUGUUUUUGGGAUGUGGGAGGAAACUGGAGUGCCCGGAGAAAACCCACGCGGGCACGGGGAGAACAUGCAAACUGAACCGCAAUGUAUUUUUUUGUUUGUUUGUACAAUUUCAUCAAUUCAAUGACAUUCCUUGUCAUAUUUUCAUUUGACUCCGUUCAACUUUAUACAACAAACUGGAGCUGAAGCAAAGCACAAUACAUAAAAUGAUAAAAUAUAACAAAAGCUAAAAGUGGCUCAAAGAGAUUAAAUAAAAAUAUUCCUUGUCACAUUUUCA
Messenger RNA from Syngnathus typhle (broad-nosed pipefish), 1604 nucleotides. Its product is annotated as UAP56-interacting factor-like. The transcript is spliced from 9 exons. The record is from RefSeq and is a predicted model, not a curated record. Gene Ontology annotation, molecular function: mRNA binding. Lineage: Eukaryota; Metazoa; Chordata; Actinopteri; Syngnathiformes; Syngnathidae. The coding region runs from base 336 to 974 and encodes 212 amino acids. Gene Ontology annotation, biological process: mRNA export from nucleus.